AUGCUGCAGUUCCGUGCACCCAGUGGCGGUGCGGCAGGCGUGAGAAAUGAUGCUGCCGACAAGAAUGUGGGCGAGAAGCGGAUGCCAUCCAGUGCCGCCAUGGGCGGGCGGCGGAUCGUGUCUCAGGGACUGGCGCGGGCACAGCAGCGCUCGGAGGCCACGGGCUCUGCUGCGCCGUCCACGAUUCAAGUCGACAAUACGAGCUUUGAGGAGUGGAUGAAGAUGGCCACGGACAACAAAAUUAAUGCCACGAAUACAUGGUCAUUUGCGCUCAUCGACUAUUUCCAUGACAUGUCUCUUUUGCGUUCUGACUCGGGUGAUGGCUCGAUCAACUUCCAGAAGGCGUCUUGCACACUUGAUGGGUGCGUAAAAAUAUGGACGAGCCGUGUGGACAGUGUGAUGGUGGAGACGGGCCGUCUUCUGAGCGGACUCCAGGACGAUACUGCUGCCUCUGCCGGGGACGUAUCCGUUGACGCCAACACCUCGGUAGUCGACGAGACCGCCGACAGUGACGACCAAGGCACACGACCAGGGCGCACAAGACGGCGGCAGCGGGCGCGUGAGCCAACGCUCGCCAAGAGUUUCGCGCAGCUGCAAGUGAAGCGCUUUGACUUGGAGUUCUCGGUCGAUCCCCUUUUCAAGAAAACUAGCGCCGACUUUGACGAGGGCGGCGCUGGUGGCCUGCUCAUGAACCACCUUCACGUGGACGAGCAUAUGAAGGUCGUUUUUGAUGCCUCGGACGUUACGGGACAUACCGAUGGGGGCGAUGCGCCGCCCACUGGCGGGACGGAGGACGAAGCGGACGCUGGCGUGAGUGCUGCGUCGGUCGACGACGACACAGAGGCACACAUCGACCUGGAAAAGCUCCAGGCACGCUUGUUUGCAGCAGCGGCCCAGAUGGACUCCAGUGUUACGCCGGAUAUGCCUCUGAGCACGCUGCUCGAAAGUCGCCUCCUUUGUCCGUCCACAGCUACAUUCACGUUCGCGGAAGGCAACGAUGCUGUGCUGUCUACCCCAUCCAUGGAAGAACCUAUGGAGCUAGACGCUAGCUUCGAUGGAGGUGAAGCUUUGGAUAUGGACGGCCUUGACUUUUUUGAAGGUGCAGUGCCUGUGGAUGGCGACGAGCAGAGGUUUGAUGUGGCUGUGGUGCCUACAGACGAGAUGUCGCAUGAAACACGCACAGACGAGCACGAUCGUCUUUUCCAGUACUUUGACGAUCAUAUGCAAAAGACUUGGGCCGGCCCCGAGCACUGGAAAAUGGGCCGGUUGCAUAUGCGCCCGGCCGCAGCGAUGUCGGUGCCAGUGGAUGCCUCGGAGGAGCGACCGAAAACGCGGCGACCUAAGGAGGCGCAGGUGGUGGAUUUCUUAUCGCCUACACCGGCGCCCAAUGCGAAAGACCUCUUUGCGCCAAGUGCGGCGCCGUCGAGCAUCCUUCUUAGCAAGGCGGUACAGGUAAGCAAAGAUUCGCAUUUGCUGCCCGAGGACCAGCACUUUAACUCGAAGCGCCUGCUGCGGCUGUUCCUCAAGCCCAAGGCGACGAUUUUGCUGCGGCCGCGACGCGCGGCGGCGUCCCAAGGGUCUGCCUGGGAUACGGACGACGUGGAUGGCCUGUGGAUGGGCGCUGAUGACGUAGGUGCCUUGCCAGCCGGGGACGGCGCGUUCCGCACGGACUUGUUUGAGGACCACGAUGUGUACGACGAUGUGCUACCUAUGCCCCCUGAGCCCGUGGAUGCGGGCGGCGAGCUGGACAUGGACAGCGAUGUGGACGAGGAGUUACUGUCCAGCGAGGCGGUGCGCCGAGUGCGACCUGAAUUUGUGGACCACGCGCGGCGCGCGAAGCAGGUGGAUGUGAAGAAGCUCAAAGACCACAUUUGGCAAACGCUCGCGCUCAAACAAGAUGCACAAUCGUUUGACACGGUGCUAAUGAAGCUGGAGGAUAUAUAUCCAGCGAAAAAAUACGAAGAGAUCAGCACCUCCUUCUGCUUUAUCUGCCUGUUGCACCUCGCGAACGAGGAAGAACUGGCCAUUGAGGUGCCCGGCGCUGAUGCGUCAACUGCCACGGAAUCGCCUGGUGCUUUUUUGGCGGCAGCUGCACGUGUUGGGCGAACAGUAAUGCUUAACGACGAUGACGACGCGCGCGGCGGCGAAACGGACGCAUAUGCGGACGAGACCCACGUCGGUGAUCUUGGCACCCUGCAGAUCCGGCGCGACACGCGUGUGGAGGCACCGUAA
This is a messenger RNA of Malassezia sympodialis ATCC 42132, 2232 nucleotides long. RefSeq names its product condensin subunit BRN1 (gene BRN1). Gene Ontology annotation, cellular component: condensin complex. Lineage: Eukaryota; Fungi; Basidiomycota; Malasseziomycetes; Malasseziales; Malasseziaceae. Gene Ontology annotation, molecular function: chromatin binding. Gene Ontology annotation, biological process: mitotic chromosome condensation. The record is from RefSeq and is a predicted model, not a curated record.